AUGACGAGCAAAACUGACGAGGAAACCCUAAAACUGGAAAAAAAAUUCAUUUCUCGUCUGUCGUCACUGUCAAGAAAAAGAGGACAGAGGAUUGAGGUAUUACGUUAGAAUAAAAUUUGUUAUAAUUCAGUAUCAAGCUUAUGCUCUGGUUUAGGAAAGUCCACUAAGCUCUCAAAUUUGGUACUUGAUCUAAGUGAAAAUUAAAUUGGUAAAAUGCUCCUAGGCCUAAACUAAGGCUUAUGUUCUGGUUUAGGAAAUUGCGCUAAUCUCUCAAAUUUGGCAAUUAAUCUAAGGUAAAAUGAAAUUUAUUCAAAUACACUAGCAAGCUUAGGUACUGAUUUAGGAAAUUGCAAGAAUCUCUCAAAUUUGACACUUAAUCUAAGUAAAAAUAAAAUUGCCUAAAUUUAUGCAGGCUUUUAUUCUGGUAUAGGAAAGUGCACUAAGCUCUCAAAUUUUACACUUCUUCUAACUGAAAAUCAAAUGAAUUUAGAAAUCCCAUCAGGCUUAUGUUCUGGUUUAGGAAAUUGCUCUAAUCUCUUAAAUCUGAAACUUGAUCUAAGUCAAAAUUAAAUGGUCAAAAUUAAUGAAGACUUAUGCUCUGGUUUAGAAAAGUGCACUAAGCUCUCAAAUUUUAUACUUCUUCUCAUGUAAAAACAGUUUAUUUUUUUAGGAUUGUGGUUUUUAGAAUUAAAAUGA
Tetrahymena thermophila SB210 is the source of this 696-nucleotide messenger RNA. RefSeq lists its product as hypothetical. The record is from RefSeq and is a predicted model, not a curated record. Lineage: Eukaryota; Ciliophora; Oligohymenophorea; Hymenostomatida; Tetrahymenidae. The transcript has 7 exons.